UAGCUUGUUGUAUACGCCAUCUAUUGGGGCAAUGGUAAAUUAACAUAACCCAUGUAUUUACGGUUGGUAGCACUAAGAAUAGGUUAGUAAGUUUGUUUUUAUAAGGUUCCUAGUAACAAAAAAGAGAGUAAGAAGAAUAUGGCGGCAGCAUAUUCAGUUUGUUCGUUUUAGUUUUUGUUCUUGUAAUUGUUAACAGAAAUAAAACUCGUGAAGAGUAAAAAGACCUGGUUUAAUUAAAAAGUAAAUUCACGGACCUCAAAACAACAGGUUAUGUGCCCAGAUCACAGCCCAGAUCACAGCCCAGACACAGAAUAGAAAACCAAGGUCUCGCACUAAAAACGGCAAGGACAAAACGACAAGUAAAAUUUCGGGAAAGUGUAUCGGAGUGUUAAGAGUAAAAACAUUAAAAGUAAAAACAGUAAAACCGAAAAAAUGUCUGAAAAUAACGCUGCAUUAAAACUAAAUGGAGAUAACUGGCCAGUCUGGAAAUUUCAAACAAGCAUCAUACUAAAAGGUCGUAGUUUAUUUGAAGUAGUGGAUGGAUCCAAAGUAAAACCAACCACAGGAGUUGAAGAAAUAAAUAAGUGGAUGAAAGAAGAUGCAAAGGCCCAAGAAUUACUGGUAACAAGAAUGGAAGAAGGACCAUUAACGCAUGUACUGUCUUGUGAAAUGUCCAAAGAAAUAUGGAGUAAACUAAAAACAGUAUAUGACAAGGAAUCAGUGGUGAGUGUACACCUUUUACAAGAACGUUUCUUCUCACUGCAGUUUGAUUCAAGUGCGAAACUCUAUCAGAGAAAAUGGUAAUAACCAAGAUCUUAAUGUCUCUCCCAGAGCAAUUUAAGCAUUUUAGAUCAGCGUGGGAAUCUGUUCCAGUAGAUAACCAAAGUCUCGAAGAGUUAACUUCAAGAUUACUUCUAGAAGAAGAAAGAUGCAAGUCUUUGGAAAAUGCAACUGCAUUGGCAACUAAAACCAGUGAAAAACCUCAAGGAAAGAAAUGUUAUAUAUGUUCAAAGGUAGGCCAUAUUGCUAGAGAUUGUUAUUUCAGGCACAAGAA
Sitophilus oryzae (rice weevil) is the source of this 1054-nucleotide messenger RNA. RefSeq lists its product as uncharacterized. NCBI's taxonomy places the organism in Eukaryota, Metazoa, Arthropoda, Insecta, Coleoptera, Curculionidae. The record is from RefSeq and is a predicted model, not a curated record. Bases 433 to 804 code for a protein of 123 amino acids. The transcript has 2 exons.